AUGAAUUUUCAAACUCUUAUAAAAAAGAAAAGUAUGAAUUUGAGACCAUCUAGAACAGUUACUACAGAUACUUUUGGUAGAAGAUAUGAGAUUGUGAAUGGGGUAAAGAAAGAAUUAACACAAGGUUUACCAUUUGUUGUCGAUGAAAAGCCUGAUAUGCAUAUUGCUUGUAUUAUACAUGGUUUAUUUCUUAGUUCACAAGAUCCUGCUGUCAGUAUAGAAAUACUUAAGGAAUAUGACAUAAAACACAUUUUAAGUGUUGGUAUUAAUCUGAAUCUUAAAUUUAAUAACAUAGAAUAUUAUCACUGUGAGUUAUUAGAUUUGCCAGAAUCAGAUAUACUCUCACCAAUAAAAACAUGUAUUAAUAUAAUACACCAAAAUCGUCAUGAAAAUAUUCUUGUACAUUGUAAUGCAGGAGUGUCCCGCUCACCAACUAUUGUUAUUUCUUAUUUGAUGGCUUUAGAAAAUCUUUCAUAUGAUGAUGCAUACGAAAAAGUUAAAAGUAAAAGAAAUUGUAUCAAACCUAACAGUGGAUUUGUUCAACAAUUAAAAACAUUAAAUGUAUCAGAUUUACUCGAACAAGUUUAAAAUGUGAUAUUACAUAUUGGGAUAGAAAAGAAGAACUCCUGUGUAACAAUAAAUCAGUUAUGUAGUAUAUUCUUACAAUAAAAUUCACGUGUUUCGACAUUAUUUAUCUAUGUGUACAGAGAAUGUAAUAAUUACAAUUUUUAUAUUUAUAACUCAUUAGAAAAAGUAUAUUCAUGCACAGCUUCUAUCAAACUCUUAGCCAAACUAAGUAUGUUAAGAUUUGCUAAUUCUUGCUUUCUUAUAUUUAACCAUGCACUGGGAUGACAUAGGUCGCUAUACCAAGUAAGCUUAUAAAAAGUACUGUAAAUCUAAAAAAUAUAAGUGAAUUUCUGCAUACAUGAUACUUCUAUUAUCAUCUUUAUAAUAGUAGUAUUAUGUACUUAUGUGGUACCUGUUAUACAUUGAUUAUAUUUAUUAAUAUAGUUAUUAUCAAUAUAUGUCUCUCUCUCUCCCUCUGGCGCGCGAGAGCACGCGAGACUUUUUCCUAAUAUUCAAAUUCCUCUAACAAUUGAAAUGAGCUGUCUUGAAGAAAAUAGACAAGGCACUUGAACCGAAUAUUUUUUUCUUAGCUAGUUGGCCUCAGAAAUAGUAGAAUGCAGGUUUGCACAUGAUACAUUAAGUGAUGAAUAAAUAAAUAAAGUCUUCUAACGAAA
This is a messenger RNA of Vespula pensylvanica (western yellowjacket), 1241 nucleotides long. Its product is annotated as dual specificity protein phosphatase 19-like. The record is from RefSeq and is a predicted model, not a curated record. Gene Ontology annotation, biological process: protein dephosphorylation; regulation of MAP kinase activity. The transcript has a single exon. Gene Ontology annotation, molecular function: JUN kinase phosphatase activity. Lineage: Eukaryota; Metazoa; Arthropoda; Insecta; Hymenoptera; Vespidae. Gene Ontology annotation, cellular component: cytoplasm. The coding region runs from base 1 to 588 and encodes 195 amino acids.